Bacillus rossius redtenbacheri is the source of this 4195-nucleotide messenger RNA. RefSeq lists its product as uncharacterized. Gene Ontology annotation, molecular function: DNA binding. Gene Ontology annotation, biological process: regulation of transcription by RNA polymerase II. Gene Ontology annotation, cellular component: nucleus; transcription regulator complex. The coding region runs from base 2564 to 3511 and encodes 315 amino acids. Lineage: Eukaryota; Metazoa; Arthropoda; Insecta; Phasmatodea; Bacillidae. The record is from RefSeq and is a predicted model, not a curated record. The transcript is spliced from 2 exons.
AAUCCAAAUCCAUUUCUAACUGCUGCUUCAAUUUUUCAACAUAUUUAUUUUUGCUGAAAUUUCAUUAAGUGCCUUUUUCUUCUCUUCAAUUAGUUUUCUUUUCUUUAUUUCCAGUUGUCUUAUUUCCAAAGCCAUUCGUUUUCUUUUAUCUUGCUUUUGCUCUUCUGAGUCUUUCUCCUGUCGCUGUUUUUCCAGGGCUUCUUUGUAUUUACCAUUGGCAUUUCUCAUUGCAAACACAACAGACUUUGUUAUUUCAAUAUUGUCCAAGCCUCCCUUCACAGUUACAGAAUCAUGAAUCAUUCGCUGUGCCACCAGUGACUGUUCCUUUAAGUUUUCCACCAAACAUUCCCUGUUAACUGAAAAACCCCUUUCUAGAUUUGAGUUGCCAUGUGACAUGAUGAGAAUGAGUUUAACAAAGUUUUCCAGAUUUCUGUAUUCUACCUUGUGCUCAAGGACUUCCAUCCAAAAUUUAUCUAAACGUAUAUCACUUCUUGAGUAGUGAAUCAUUUGAUAUUUGACGCUUUCUCUAGAGCACAAGUCAGUAUACUCACGUUGUAUUUUAUCUGCUACAUUGCCUUCCAUUACAUUCCUUGAAACAAGGGUUUCAAGAGUUUGUCGUAGCCUUGUAUUUCCUUUAUCUGAUGCAGAAAUAUGCGGACUAAGGCAAGAAACAGAUUCUGUAAAAGAAUACUUUAAUGGUGACCUCUCCAUACAUUUCUGGAUAAAUAACUUCAGGAAUGUUCUGCAGUCAUUUUUGAAGACAAGAAUAUCUUUUUCAGUAGCACCCUUACAUUUAUUUAGAGCUGACCUCGUCGCAAAACCAACAUCAAUGUCUUUAGAAAGCAUUAGAGUUUCCUUUUUUCCAAUGUCAAUCUUCAGAAAAUUUGAGCUCAUUACUUCAGCUCUGACUAUUCUUGUCAUGAUAUUCCGUACAAGAUCAGACAGUGUUUCAAACAAGAAUGGCACCAUUGGACUGUCCGUCUGAAACUCUCUCAAGAAGGGCUCGACCUGUUUGGACAGAGACUGAAAAAAAGUCAGUUUGGCCAAUAAUAACCUAUCUUUGAGACUACUAACAACAGUUUUGAAACUAUUGCAUUUGGGUUCCAUUGGAGUGCCUUCAACUGUUUUUACAUAUUUUUCUAUGCAAGGAAGAACCUGCAAGGCUCUUGAUACAACAAUGUCAUUUUCAAGCCACCUUACAUUGCAGAACUUCAAUGGGAAAACAGAGCUUCCUGUAACCUGAAUGUAAUCUCCUCGCCUAGCAGGGGAAUCUUUGAACAAAUAAUACAAAGCUCUAAGAAAUUCAUUUAGAUUCCAUUCAGUUCCCUUGAGCCCUACCUUAAAUGCAUUGUGCAACGUGUGCAACCCACACGAUCCAAUAUCAAGCAACUUGGGUCCAUCAACCUCACAGGACGAGAGUUCACUGUUCAAUAAUUUUUGAAGUUUCAAAUUAACAUUCGGUCCAUCCAUAGACAACUGCAUAAUUUUAUUCAGUGGUAUGCCUAUCAGUGCCUCUUUAAUGCCUUGAAGGAGACAAUCAUAUGUAGAAUGCUUCAAAAAAACAGAUGUCAAGUACCUGGUACAUACAGUAUUGGUGUUACAAUCCCAAAACCAUACAGCUACAUCCAUCUGCUGGCUCUGUGCUACUUUGUUUAGGGAUUCAUCAAAGCCUAAAGUAAUCUUACUACAUGUUUUCAACAGACCUUCUAGCUCAUUCUUGAAGUAUGGUGCUAGGCCAUAAACAAUUGAAUAUGCCAUUUUAGUCCGGUGGAGUUGCAUGCUAUUGGCAAUUUCACAUGUUGGGAACAUUUUCUUAAAGAGGCUGCAAUUUCUUUCUGCUGAGCGUAAGGAUGAGUGGUUUAGCACCGUGGAUAAACACCAAUAAGCCUCUGCCUUUGUAACACUGUCUUUAGUCAGCAUUCUUUUCAGACCACUACCUUCAACUGUGUGUAAAUGUGAUUGUUGUAUGUCAGGUGAUUGAAAUGGUGACGAUUCAGAUUUUUUGUUUACUGGCAUGCUUAGUAUGCUCACUGACUCACCAACUGACGUUUCUUGUCCAAUGCUUAUUUUACACGUAUCUUGACUGGAUGCAUAUGUAGACACAACUGAUGAAUCAAGUGCAAAUGACGUAGAGGCAUGUAUAGCAGACGUAGAAGCGGUUGAAACAGAUGUUGAAGCAGUAGAUGCAGAAGCAGGUAAAGCAGAUGUUGAAGCAGCAGAUGUGAAAUCAGGUACAACAGAUGUUGAUGCAAAUGAAUACAUCAAUGGUGGCGUUGAGUUCUGAACUUUAAGGGCCCUGACACACGAGCGACCGAGUCGCGCGACUGAGACGCGCGACUCGGUCGCCGGGAAAUCGCUUGCCAUAAGAUAGCAUGGGCGUGGGUGAGAACCUGGCACACGGGCGACUGAGCGCGUCUCCAUCGCGCGUCUGUCGCCAGCAGACGCGAAUCCCCGCGACAGAUCGCGGCGACCAGUCGUGCGGGAGCCUUGCACACGGGCGACUUUUAGCCGCGCGUCCGAGCGACUGUCGGUCAGUAUCUGGCUGUAUGUGCUGGCGAGGAAGAUGGCGUUCGAUUGUGACCGUUUUAUAAUCGAAAUAGAAUCAAGGCCAGCUAUUUGGGAUUCCAGAUGUGAUGAGUAUGCUAACAAAUGCAAAAAGGGAAAGGCAUGGGAAGAGGUGUGCGAUAUGUUCGUUGAGAACUUCAAAGCCAUGGAUAGCGUCCAUAAAAAUAAAGCAGCUGCAGAUCUGCAACGGAAAUGGAAGAAUCUACGUGACUGUUUCAGAAGAGAACUGGCUAAACAGAGGAAUUGUAAAUCAGGUUCUGCAGCAGAUGGCAGGAAACAAUAUAUAUAUUUCCAGCAGUUAACUUUCCUAUUGCCAGUAUGCGACACCAAACCUACAACAGAAGAAUCUCCAGACUUGCACACGCAAGCCACACCCGCAGCAGCUACAUCUACGGCACCUACUUCUCUUAAAAGAAAAAAACCGUCACCAGAAACAGAAGAACUUGAGCUACUUCAGUCGCUUAGAAGAAAUAUGGAAAAACGACAUGCAGGUAGAGAAGAAGAAGACAGUGACAGGCAUUUCUUGUUGAGUCUUUUGCCGUACUUCAAACGUCUGCCAGACGAUAUGAAACUUGAAGUUCAAAGCGACUUUUUAAACACCUUAAGAAGGUACAAUCAGGUGUCAAUUUCUGGUCAUCGAUGUCCUUCUCAGACUUCUGUCUACCCUCAUUCUUCUCCAUCAGUGAUCACAGGCCCAUCAUUUGUUUCGCUUCCAUACCCUAGUAGUAAUACAAGUACCUCUGGAGUACGCAACCAACAAUUUACACCCACCAUCAGUCAGUCUUACAACUACGGGUCUCAUUCAACUUCAGAAACAUCGCAGUUAAUGAGUCAACCCCAGCAGCCGCUGCAAUGCCACGCCUUAUCACCAAUGUCACCAGCAGCUUCCUCAUCAGUAUCUCUCCAGUCUGAUACGUCAAGUAUUUGUGAAGACUAUUUUAACUGAUACCUAAUAAAUUAUAAGACAUGUGACCUUCAUGGAAAGAGCAGUUUCAGUGAAUAACAAAUAAAUAUGUUAUCUAACAAUUUUCUUCUAAAUUUAUGAAAGAAUUUAUUUUCGUGUGCAAAACGAUAAACAUUUAUGUGUUGGAUCUUUGAGACAAUAUCGUGUCACGUAAUAAUAAAUGUUACUUAUUUGGGGUAUGUUCAGAAAAUGUUUUUUUUUAAUAAUAUGAUAAUAAAUGCUUCAACUAUACCCUUAAAAUACAUGUAACUGUCUAAUUAAAUUAUAAUUUCAGCCGUAGCCAAACACAUUUCACUCCUGUGUUCCUUGUACAACUAUGAAAUGAACUAUUUGUCUGCUUAUACAAGUGUACCCACCUUAAUGUAAUUGCAAGUCUCUCUUCAGCAGGGAUACUUCUUCUCAUACUUGUGUCAACUUUUUCAAUGUGAAUUUUCAGUACAUCCAGAAGAUCCGAGAAAGUACUCCGAGACAUUCUGAAAUAGUUAAAAUAUUUCGAAUUGUCUUCUUUUAGCUCACUCAUAAUCGUAUAAAACUGGCCCCUUGCUAAGCGGUCUGCAGUUAUUGGGUGCAUCCAUAGUACACGUUGCCUGCGACGACGCCGGCGCCGACGGCAACGACGCCUUAGGACAAUGCCAAGAACUGUUUCUUCGUCGGUGUCCAUAUUCA